CAACCGCCGAACAAUCAUCAACGACUCGGUCCCUCCACGCCCCAUCAACCAAAGGUGCCUGCGGCGACAAUGGGCUCUCGGAAUGGCAUCGAAAAAUCCUGUUCCGUCUAGGGCGGCGCUCAAUGCCCUGCGUGGCGUCGUCCUCACCACGUCAUGCUCAGUCAUUCUGCUUGCCGAGGAACGAAGGCGGCGCCUCAAGAUAGCUCGGGCAGCCAUCGACAAUGCAAGGAAGUUGCACACUGUGAGGUCCAACCGCGGGCCCCUUGCCCUGACCGAAGGUCUCGCUCAAUGGGAAGGGAGCUUCUCAGGUGUCGGCGACGAUGUUCUUUCAGUAUCAUCGAUUCCACGACCUAGGACCUCGACACGUCGCCGCCGACGCCGCGAUGGAUCAACAGACUCGAGCCCCGACGUCGCCAAUAUCCACGACCACAGUACCGAACUUCAAAUAUCUCGUGGUGCUCAUACGCCAGCCUCGGCCACAUCCACCGCCGGCCUCGCAAGCCUGCACACCUUCGUACCUGACGCAAUCAACUUGGAGUCGCUCAAGUUUGCGACCCCCAGCCCGACGGCCCGUCCGCGCGAUGGGGGGUGGAGGCCCCCAAAGGCUUUCUCAAACAUCACUGCGUAUAACUCCAUAUCGGCACAAUCGGCGCAAGUCACCAAGCCCAACAAGGCGAAGGGAUCGCCGUUAGAUGACCACCCUGCGAACAUCGAACCCAAUCCGCCCAUGAAAGCGGUAGAUCCAUUGGACUCUGCUCGCUCCUAUCUAAUACGAUCCGUUCAAGGCAGCUCGAGCUCUCCUCCGCGGCCUUUCUACGAUGAAGCGUUGGUCAUUCUGGAUCAACUACUCGGACAGUCAGACAUGAGCCAUUUGGACCGGACCGAAAUUUGUGAGCGCAUAGAGCUAGCAAACCGGGUGCUGCAAAGGCUCGCGUCGUUUGGUCUUCCUAUACCCAGAGCCGCCAAGUCUAUCAAAGCCAUCGGUGUUGAAUUGCUGAGAUUGACGAGUCGAAAUGAACCCUCCAAAACUGUCGACGUUUUGGCGGCCCUGAUUCCUCUUUGUCGAGACCCUCUCAGGGUCAUCAUCUCGUGCUUCGAAUUUGUUCAAGCAAGCGGCUCAGUUAAGCAUAUGGAGACAUUGCUUAGCUUCCUCUCUGACCGAAAGCGGUCACAGCUUUGGAUGCGGGGCUUACUGUUGCAUCGCAUACUCGCCCGUCAUGGAAAGCUCCAAGAAGAUUUCGACAGCACCAAGCAGCUAUAUCGUGCAAUGCGAGCCGCAGGAAUAUUCAAGACUGUGGCAGUUCCUUACGAAACUGAGUAUAAGAUACGGCGCCUGAUGAUCCUUAUGGCAGCAGAAGCACGUAACGACUCCUUCCUCUCCCAGGAAUUACAGGCCAUUCGAAACCUAGCCCCCGAUGCGCAUGCAGUCGACCUGCGGCUCCAAGGCAAACUAAGUAUCCGUGACGCCGAACUUGGUAACUGGAGCCUUGUCCAUGAGCAGUUGAGGCGACUUGAUAGCGGUCUCGACACUACCUGCGCUGACUUUCAAGCGGCGUUGAUUCGGAUCACUGAUGUCUUUGCGCAAACGCACACUCCCAAUGAGCUGGAGGCGUUUGUACGAGCACUCGCUACAACAUACCAGAUGAAACCGAAGAAUCGCUGGGUGUACAGGGUUCUAGACGAGCAUGCCAGCCGCCGUCAAACUGACGCUGUCUUCCAGUGGCUGCGGUUCUGCCGCGAGAGCGGACUGCCAAUGGACGAUGCGUUCGUUGAACGGCUCUACACCCGGUGCCGCAAGUAUUGGAGCUUUUCCGAUACAAGCAUUGCGAGUCUCCAGCAGAGCUUGCGUGCAUGCGGAUCGCGCCUGCAACUGGUCGGGGAACAGAGAGACGACGCCGCAGCAUGUGGGCAAGAUAGCAGAUCAACGAGAGACGUCAACUCGCACGACAAGUCUGCAUCAUCAAGUGGUCUCCGAGGAGCAGUCAUGGAGCACUUGAACGCAAAGAACGGGGCGCAUGUCGACGAGGCCAUCGCACUGAUACGGUCAGCGCAUGAACGUGGUCAGGACAUCAGCAAUGCCCUGACACCCGUGCUCAUGGCGCGCCUCGAAAGGGGAGAUGAUCCAACCGAGCUCAUCGAGGAGGCACUGCGGAUGGGCGCACGCAUACACGACAGCGCAUUCAACAAGGCUAGUCAGCUGCUGUCAGCGAAGGGCAACCUCAGGGGCGCGGCCGAGAUAUGCAAGGUAGCAGCCAGAGAGAACGGCAACGGCCAGCUUCUCUACAACGAGUACAACUUUGCCAACCUGGUCUUUGCCUACACAGGUUCGGCACGUUACGGCGAUCUCAAGUCUAUCUUGUGCGACUUCACAUCCGGGGAGCAGUGGUGGCACGGCAGCCGCACGUGCAAGGAAAGCGUCAAGCUGGCGAUGAAGACGGCAGCGAUGCGGGCCGUUGUUCAGCCAAAGGACAUGAAACCGCACCGUCAGGCCCUGGACCAGCUGGACGCGGCCCUCAUCCACGUGAAGCAGUGUCGCUCCAACCGUGGUCAUCGGAGAGCAGUGACGGAAGCGAUUGUACGCGUCAUCAAGAAUCCAUCAGACUCGAAAUUGUAUGAGAAUAUGGGCCUUAAGAGGGGUCACGUCCAGGGCCAUGCCGGUGGACAGUUGUUGGAACGAUCAGCGGAGCCGUUGGAAGAUGCUGUGCUGACAGCUGCGGCGGGGGCAGGUUGAUGCAAGACCCUUUUCUGGAGUAUUAAGCAGAGACCCUACGCGAGUGUUGACCUGUUAGGCUCGACAUGAAGAGUUGUGGGCGAUCUAAAGAAGCCCUUGUUCAUAGGAGAGCAGUUCCAUAGCAACAUGCCAUCGUCAACGACAUGAUACGCCCGUAGCAGAGCCUUCACGAAGUAGGAGAAAGCAACCCUG
Messenger RNA from Purpureocillium takamizusanense, 2923 nucleotides. RefSeq lists its product as uncharacterized. Bases 83 to 2731 code for a protein of 882 amino acids. The record is from RefSeq and is a predicted model, not a curated record. The transcript has a single exon. NCBI's taxonomy places the organism in Eukaryota, Fungi, Ascomycota, Sordariomycetes, Hypocreales, Ophiocordycipitaceae.